Diachasmimorpha longicaudata is the source of this 887-nucleotide messenger RNA. RefSeq lists its product as uncharacterized. Bases 360 to 692 code for a protein of 110 amino acids. The transcript is spliced from 3 exons. The record is from RefSeq and is a predicted model, not a curated record. Lineage: Eukaryota; Metazoa; Arthropoda; Insecta; Hymenoptera; Braconidae.
UCUUGAGUGGGACUUCACAGAGUAAGACAUUCUGAGUGAAAUUCAAUCGUUUUCACUCAUCAGUCGAAAAGAUUUUCAAUUUUUACGACAAAUUCUAUAAGUUUUAUGUUUUUCCCUUUUAGUGGAUUUUUUUCCACUAAAAAAAAUUGUUGAAAAGUGUAAAGUGCUAUUUAUUUGUGUUUAUCGGAAUUGUAAUAUCCCCACGCCGACAACAUCGAAGUGAUUUAAUUAAGUUUUUACUGAGACUGUACGUCACAAAGAGCUUCAUAUGUUCUCGUCUCUCUCGCACUGCAGAAGAAGCCAAGAACAAUAUUUCAGUACCCACUGUAGGGUCUCACUCUUCACUUUCCCGCUAGAAGAUGAUCGUCCCUAUAGCCAGAGCCCACGACAAAUGGACGCAGUACGCAAUAAUCGAGUUGCAAGGGGACCUGGAGGCUGCCUCCUCAGACCCAGAGAGUGGCCAGUUCAUGGGUGAUCUUCACUACACCAAGACUGGUGUUCCCAUAAUGAUUCUGGGAAUGCACAUACUUCAGGGUAAGGAGACAUCUCUGGCGAAGCCAAUGGCAGUAUUUGAACAAAAUAAAAAUGAGGGUGAAGAAUUGAAGUAUCUGAUCAAGGGGAUGAUCACGAAGAAGCUGACGUUUCGAGGAAGACCGAAACCCAUCGUCACAGAUGUUCCUCUUUCGAGAUAAUUAUCAACUCAAUGCACUUGGAUUUUUCACACUUUAACAUGAGACUGGAUUCCACCAAGUUCAAUCGCUCAAUGAGGAGACACUGCCUAUUUCAGAAGGUUCAGUUUGCAGGAUAAGAAAUUUUUCAUUACACCAGAGGAGAAGGAAAUAGAUUUAAGAGUUAUUUUUAUUACAAAUGAAUUAUUUAAAUACAAA